Molecule: messenger RNA, 2132 nt
Organism: Triticum aestivum (bread wheat)
Lineage: Eukaryota; Viridiplantae; Streptophyta; Magnoliopsida; Poales; Poaceae
Exons: 6
Coding region: 830-1426 (198 amino acids)
Source: RefSeq, a predicted model, not a curated record
GAGUGAAUGCUAUCCAUGUGGAUGCUCUCGUCUCGCCUUCCAAUCCAAGUCUCGUCUCGUCUUGUCCCGUUUCUCGAGGCGACGCAUUAACGGAGGAAUGCGAUACUGGCGGCCCUCUGUUCGUCCUCCAGCCGAGAACGGAGACGGCCUAGGCGAUCCAGUUCUUCGGAUCCAACCAACUGCGCGGCGGCUAGAGCUGCUGCGCCAGCCACCUGUUCGACGGAAUGCCUGGCAGCAAGGACCGCUUCGAGGACCUGCCGGAACAUGUGCUCGAGCUGCUGCUGUCGUUCCUGCCCUCGCAGGACGUCCGUGCUCGCUCGCCGCUGGCGCACCCUAUGGAAGUCCGUGCCAGCCUUGCGCCUUGACGGUUUUGAGUUGAGAGUGCCCAUGUUUUCAGCAAUUUCGUCAAUAAGCUGCUUGAGCACCGUGACAGAACAUCCCCUCUCCAUGAAUGUGAGAUCUUUCCCUAUCCGGAGGGCGAAGAAGACGAGGCACACCAUGAUGUUCAAUCGUGGGUCCAGUAUGCUGUCUCGUGUCGUGUGUCGGUGCUUCGAGUUCGAAACGAGGAUGCUGAUUAUCCUCGUUUGGAGAUAUCCAACAGCAGUGUCAUCUCCAAGGACUUGACAAGGCUAGAGCUGUAUAAUCUGGCAUUUGGCGCAAGCCGUCUAGAUCUUAUCAGCUGUGAGGCACUAGAGGUGUUAGAGAUAAGUUGUUGUUUUAUCAACAUUGGGGAUAACUUACCCAAAUCUUUACGGCAUCUGAAAAUCAGAGUUUCGGAUCUUUAUUCCAUGCAAACACCACGGAAUUGCCUUUCUGCUCCAGGAUUAACAUGCAGUGUAAAGAUGCUUGUACUCAUAUUAAGUACCUUGCGGAUUGUGGUGAUGAGUCAUGUCAAGGAUGCUAUGGUGAAGAGGAUCAUUGUCUACUUCUUGAAGGUUUGGCGGGCGCUACAAAUUUAGAGCUGAUAAGUCAAUAUUCUGUGAUUUUCAGAAAAGACUUGAAAUGGUGCCCUAUGUUUAGCAAGCUAAAAACAGUGUUGCUCAAUGAAUGGUGUUUGACUGCAAACUUCACUGGACUACUUUACUUUCUUCAGCACGCACCAAUUCUAGAAAAGCUUACCCUUCAACUUCCAUCUUGCAAGGAUUUUGACAUUGGAUCAAAUGGAAGCUACAGCCCAGCGGAAUAUUUCUUGGUGUCAAAGCAUCUCAAGGUAGUUGAAAUCCAUUGUAGCAAGGAGGAUGAAUGGACUUGUCAAAUUGUGAACAUCCUUGGCACUCAUGGAGUAACUUCUGUACGGAACAGGGAGGAUGAAUGGAUUUGUCAAAUUGUGAACAUCCUUGGUAUUCAUGGAGUAACUUCUGCGCAAAUUAGCAUCAAACAUGAUUCUCGGAAUUCUUUCAGGUUCAGUUUCCAGCAGACGAAGUAGAUCAGAUGGUCUACUGUUCCUGGUUAUUCAGGCUUCGAUGUCCCUGAAUUAAUGUUCCCAGCAUGAGGUUGCUACGUGUAAUCUAUCUGGAUCGUGCGCUUGUCCCUGAUCCAUUCAUGUGCAGGAUGAACGCCCAUCGGGACGCAAUUUGAAUAGGUUCAAAUGUCGCUGCAGUAAUGUUGCACUUUUGGUCGGUGUCGGGCCUCAACUGAUUUACCUGUUGAAGGCCUAUGAUCUAUUUAUAUGUUUCAGCAAAGCAACCUGUAUGUCUAGCUUAACUUGUGUAAAAUGGUACCUGUUCUGUUAUAUGGAGUAAAACAUUUAUGACGCCAGGAAUACUGCUUUAGUCUUUUUGUUGUUAUUAGUUGGUUUCUUCACGUCACAUGUUUGGCACUCUGCACUUGCUAAGCAUGCUUGUUUGUCAUUCUGCUAGAUCGGUUCUUCGAGACCUGAAUGAGAUAGAUCUGCAUGCCAUCAGCUAUAUAUAAGUAGUUCAACACUUCAAUUUGUGGCCUCUAUAAUACCCAACUGCAUUUAGUAUGGCUUCAAUCUGUUACUCCUAAAAGUUAUGUUGCUGGUCGUGUCUUGCUUUUGGAGUAACAACCUGCUAUGUUGCAACUUGGCUGACUUUCAGGGUAAGAUAUCAACGUAGCAAAAGAGAUGAGAAACUAAGUAAUUGAAUGAUGGCACAAUUUGAUUUCUUGUA